Messenger RNA from Cantharellus anzutake, 1057 nucleotides. RefSeq lists its product as uncharacterized. The coding region runs from base 171 to 1016 and encodes 281 amino acids. NCBI's taxonomy places the organism in Eukaryota, Fungi, Basidiomycota, Agaricomycetes, Cantharellales, Hydnaceae. The transcript is spliced from 3 exons. The record is from RefSeq and is a predicted model, not a curated record.
CCCAUUUAUGAGUGAUUUGACGUCGCGGACGGUCCAUUUGGGUUCCAGUUGGUUGCAAUGGUCCCUACGAAUACUGGCCAGGCAUUUUUGAUGCGAUUAAGACUCUGGAUUACUUCGGACCACCCGGGAACCGCUAUGCAGGUUUCCUUAAGGCCAGGAGGUGGUGGGAUAUGGUGCAAGCGCUGAUAGCCCACGGCGGUCCAGACUCCCUGGUGGUUCUGUGCCAAAAUGGCGCUGGAAUGCCGAGUGAGAUACAGACCAUGGUGGAGUGUAUACGAUUCAGUGAUAGGGAUGAAUUGCGGGACAAGCUUACUGGGGUCCACCGUCACGUUCCGCUCUUCUCAGUUGGUUUGAAUACGAACAAGUAUCCGGAUCAGUGGACCACAACCACGACGAUAAAGUUCAUUGAAGAUACACAGACAGUGAAAAAAAUCACGCCGUUUGUCAUUCUUAUUCAGCAGCGGUACCGUCGCCUAGUUGCAAGACGGGUGUUCGAAUCCUCCGAGUUUCAGAAGGUCUUCCUGGCUUGUGCGAAGAGCGCCGAGAAAAUCAAAUUUCAAUCAUAUCAAGGCUCAGUGCACCGCUUCCGCUUCCUUGUCAUCGUUCGCGGGCCACUUCCCCACGUCCUUUUCGCUCUUUCUAGAAUCCUGGUGGAGGUUCGAAACGCCAAACAAGCGGCGAAGUGCCGCCUUGACACCACAGAACCUGGUGAUUCAAUAAUAGAGUGCAAGAACCAAAUCACGGCGUUAAACCACUGCCAUGAACGUGUGAGCGAGCUGCAGAGGGAAAUAGGUCCUGAAAGUGCAAUAUUCCGUUCGGGCAGCUCCACCGAUCUCGGGCCACGGGUCCUGGAAGUAGAUGCACUGCUCAAUAAGUUAGAAUCCUCCUCAAUAGGACUAGACAUGGAGCCUUUGAGAUUCCAUAUGGCCAUAGGGAUUAAGGGGAUAGUUACUCCGGCACCACAAAAGCGUCCCCUCAAACCAUCACUAAAUGCCGAAGAUUUGGAUUGGUAUUAGGUUGUUCGUUAAUUCAUUUUGGAUGGUGGAUAAUGGAAAUA